GAGCUGGAAUAUGAUGCAAUUUUAGAACAAGAAGCUAGAAUCAAGAGAUUUCACGUCCAGGAUAAAGUCUCCUACCAAGCACGAGGCUUCAUGAACAAGGAAAUGGGAGCACCCUCGGAUCACGUAAGGAAGGUCAUCCGACGAUUCGACAGACCCGAGGUUUACAUAAGGUUCCUCGUUGGAUGCUGCCUUCUUCAUGGUGCUGGAGGGCUCGGAAGGGUACGACGUGUGUGGUUGCAGCCAGAGUUUCCUUCAAAAUGCAGUAUAAAAAGAAUAGAGCGGCUUGAUGAUGAGAAUCAGGUUCUCAGCUCUCAAAUUCUUGGGGGUGAACACCGACUCAGAAACGAUUGGAUCGAUUGGAUCGCUGGGCUCGCUGGUAAUUACUGUAAUUCAUAUACUGUAGAUGUGCCCGAAGGAUGUACGGAACAUCAGACCAACGCUCUAAUUCGAACUCAUUUGAUUUCUAUGGAAAGGAUCAGUAAGUUCCAACAGAGAUCACCAUCUCAAAUUGCAGCCUUUACAUCCGAUUCCAUGAACUGAACAAUCUAUUCGAAGAGUUCAGUGGUAAGAGUUCGUCCACCAUUCUCCUGGAACUAUUUGUACU
Marchantia polymorpha subsp. ruderalis is the source of this 604-nucleotide messenger RNA. Lineage: Eukaryota; Viridiplantae; Streptophyta; Marchantiopsida; Marchantiales; Marchantiaceae. The record is from the annotation of a GenBank genome assembly.